This is a messenger RNA of Ictalurus furcatus (blue catfish), 6620 nucleotides long. RefSeq names its product apoptotic chromatin condensation inducer in the nucleus. Lineage: Eukaryota; Metazoa; Chordata; Actinopteri; Siluriformes; Ictaluridae. Bases 525 to 3302 code for a protein of 925 amino acids. The transcript has 9 exons. The record is from RefSeq and is a predicted model, not a curated record. Gene Ontology annotation, molecular function: protein binding.
CAUCAUACCUGACACCUAGAUGAACACUUUCCAGUUGGUUGUGUGACUGUACAUCAUUCCCUUCAAAUGAUACUGGUUAGAAACGUGUUUAACAAUGUCGUGUGUAACUUUAGAGACGGUCCCUUAAUUUCCGCACGUCCGCGAAUAUCGAACGUCCAACGUCACACCAACUUUAUUCCAGUCAACUGAUGGACAUUUUAUUUGCUCUGACACAACUGAGGGAACAGCAUGUGAUGUUACAAUAGAACAACAACAAAAAAAGGUUCCUCAAGGGUUCUUUGGGUGGUAAUUGGCUCGAGCUUUCUGUAGGGGGUCUUGCACAAGAGAAACCCUCCGUUGUAGGGUUGUACACGUAAAAAAAAUUCUAAGCUCCGACUUCUCACAGCUUUGAGGGACAAACAGGAGAAAUCUUUAAGACGCUAGACAUCAAACUAGAUGUCCUAAUUGCAGAGUGCGCAUGCGCGGCAAAAGUCUUUACCGGAGCGGCUAGGUACUACUGUACCAGCACUAAUGGCGGAGCACGCAUGCGCAGUGGAGUCUUUACCGGAGCCCUAAUGGCGGAGAACGUGCGGUCGCCUUUCGACUAUCGGGAGCCACCGACUCUCGACAGCGAUGGAGACGGUGGCAAGCCUCCGCCACCCCGGGGACGAGUGUGUGGACGAAAGAGAAAGGGCACUCCUGUGAAGGUGUGUGAUCGUGCAUAUGUGACAGAAGAUGAAGAGGAAAGUUUGUCCGAACACAGUUACAGCCCAGGCGAAGGGCAGUACCCAGACGAAGCAGAGGAUCGGCUUCCCCCUCCCAACAGUCCGUACUAUCUCGCCGAUCCGUCCCAGCUUUGCGUAUCAGAGUUAGGUGAAGAAGGCGCCAGUGGCGUUCGAGGCCCUGUGCUCUUCCCCCCUCUACCGCCUAACUGCAGGAUCAGAGAGGUGCAUUGUGGGAGCCAAGUACGACUGGUCGUUAUAGCGAUCAGAGACAUCGCCAAGGGCGAGGAAAUCACGGUUGACUACAACUUGGCUGAGUGGGGAGAAAACGCGCUGGCUUUCCAUCGCUCCGUAUCACCACGCGGAUUUGAAUGCGCCUUCAAUCCAGACAGCAAUAUUAAGAAGGAAGAGGAGGCAGCUCCGUCUCUCCCUAUGUCUCUCACGGUUUCAGACUACCUCACUCCUUCGUGGUCUCUCUCUCCUUCAUCCUCACCGCUGUCCCGCUCCGAGGCCAGUGAUUCGGACCGAGAGGAAGAAGAAGAAGAAGAGGAAGACGAGGAAGAGGACGAUGAAGAGGAAGAGGACCUCGAAGAGCUGAGGGGCCGCAUGAUGCGGAGGCGCAAGAAGCGGAAAACGACGAGCAGCGCGGCCAAAAAAAAGGCUCAGCCCAGCCCGCUUUCCUUCCCUCCGUCCUCCUCACCUUUCCAGACACCUUUAGCACCACCCACCACAAACAUAAACAAUAACAUAAACAUAAACAUUAGCCGCAGCGCGAGCAGGAAGCAGCACUGCCCUCACUGCGGCCGCCAUUUCCGCUCUCUCGCUCGGCAUCUUGAAAAGCACCACGAUCAGCAACCGGAAAUCCGGAAUGCCAUGGAACUGUCACACGGCCCACGUUCGUCGCACACACCGUCCUCAAUGCACACACGUGGCUCACACUUGUUCAACUCACCACAGCCCUCUGCUUCCUCCUCAUCCUCCUCCUCCUCAGCCACCCCCAACCUCUUCUCUCGCGACUCGUCCGGCUCCGGUUCAGCGGCCAUGUCGUUCUCUCUCUCCCUCUCUCCUCCUUCACGCCGCCCUUCCUCCAAAAAGAGCCCCGCCGCUGUCUCCACCCCACCCAGAAAGAACGCAGCGCCUACGGCAGCAGCCGUGAAAAAGUCCCCCAGUCCUCCAGCCAAAAGGGGGCGUCGGCCGAAGAAGGAGAAAGAAGAGAAGCAAAAGAAACAGGAGGAGAUGGAACGAGCCAAAGAAGAAGCUCCGCCCACCCCGGGCCGAAAUGAAGAGGAGGAAAAGCUGGAGGUAGAAGAUGAGGAGCUGGAUCUGACCGAAAUGAGGGACGAAGACAGCGGAGAAGAGAAGAAUGGUGCAAGUUCUCACCGCUCCCAUGUGUCUCCCCUCCUGUCCUCUCUCUCCACGCUGGUUUUGUAUCUCCGACGUCAGCAGCACUCGUCCUUCCUCUCCCUCUCACGUUCGAGCAGCUCGGCAGAGGCCUGGCGCCUGCUGUGCCACUCCAGCCUGGCGCUGCUCAUCCUCUAUAACCGCCAUCGCGAGUGUGAGAUGGCAAAGCUCACGAUAAGCGACUACCGCAGCCGCAUCACUCCUUCCUCUAACUCCAGCUCCCCUCUCGAAGCGUCUUUGUCCCCUUUCGAGCGGCAGGUUUUGUGCCACAGGCCCCGCGUGGGCGUUUUAGGAAAGCGCGGUCGGGUUCAGCAGCUAAUCCUUCCACCGCACUCUGAAUCCUGCCUCGAUUUGCUUCUGAAAACGUCCACGGACGUGAACGUCGAUCCCGAAAGCCCUUAUGUGUUUUCUCGGCCGUACCAUUCUCCCGCCACUCCUCUGCGUGGCACGGACCUCCUGCGUGGAUUAGCGCGUGCCAGCGGGGCUAAAAACCCUGCCGCACUGACGUCGCCGCGCACCCGAAGGCAAGUCGCCAUCCUCACCCAGCUCCUGCUGAUGGACGAAGGAGAGAAGGAGAGGCUCGAGCACUUCCUGCACAGCGAGUAUCAUGUCACCCAGACCUGCGCCCGGAUUGGCCAGGACCCAGCGCUGAUGGGCAGAGUGGGUCGUGUCGUGCUGUACGGUGAGAGAGAUGGAGUGUUGUUCAGAGGGAUGAGCCUCAAACACAUCUGCCUCGAACUGGACGUAAUGUCUGGGAAUUCAGCAGAUUCUUUCUCGGAGGAGUCGGAUGGUGAGGGAGAGAAGAGUCACGAGAGAGUAGAGGUGGGAAAGACAGCAGGGGUGAACGGCCGAGGGCCACCUAAAAACAACGCCAGUCCCGUCCCCUCGCCCACUACGCCCUCCCCCUCAGGUUCUCACAAGAGGCGGCGCGCACAAAUAAAAUCAGCUUCUCAACAGUACGUUCAAAGAUACGAUUUUAAAACGAACGUCCUAUGGCAUUUGGGCAGAACGUUUACCCCACGUUUCAGGCAAGCGCGGUGUGCUGAAGAGGCCGUGGUCGGAAGCGGAGCGGGUCGCCGUGGAAACGCACCUGAAGCGAAACAUCGUGGAGCUGCGCGUCCCUGCGAAGGCAGAUUGCGAGCGAUGUCUGCAGCACUGCCCCCUACUGGUGAGCAACCAGCGCGACUGGAGAGCCAUUAAAUUCUACUGCCACAACCGGAUUCAACUACUGAAGAAACAGGGACGCGGAGGAGCGGCUGUCUCUUAGCUCAACACACACACACACACACACACACACACACACACAAAUACUGAGGGAGAGACUCUUACUUGCACAUUCAGUCCUGAAAUCAUGGGUUGAAUAAGUGACCAUUCACACAUUUUUGCAUUGCUGUGCAUCAGUGUUUCCGUUGACACACACAUACUUAUGCAUCCUUGUACAUUGAGUGGUUGUAUAUGAGUGUGUCCAUUGACUACACACACAGAUAGAGGCUCACACACUCAGUCUGGAAUGUUGAACAAAGCGACCGGAUACACACACACACACACACACACACACACACGUGUCCUUAUACAUUUCAGCUUUUCCCCUCAAACACACACACAAAGUGUUAUAAUCAAUAUAAACCUAUGAACUGACCUCUUAUCCUUGUCACUGACAUUGGGACUGUGGCGUGUGUGUGUGUGUGUGUGUGAAAGCACUGCUUCAUGCCCGAAAUCUCUCGCACACCUGACAGAGCAGCUCGAAAUACAUCACACAUGGACCGCAGCAAAAGAUGUUAAAAGAUUAUCCCUCUAUGAACUCUUUUGUCCUUUUUCUUUAAUACAACGAUGCUAAUCCUAUUUGUCCAGUGAAGUCUCGCUGUUGGACUGAUUGUUAUAGACUUCUAUAUAAAGAUUUCUGAAAUUUCUGUACCCGUCAUUGGCAAGCAUUUAUUUUGGGACCAUAUUAUCUCCAUGUUCCAGAGGAACUUUCACAGUAAGUCUACUAUGCUAACAUUUAAUUGUGGUUAUGAAGGUGGUUCUUGGUUCCAGUCCCAUUGAGGUCGCGUACCAGUGCAGUUAUCCACUACCAAGUGAUGACAACAUUGGAAAAUUCUGUUACAAGUUAGUGUUAUCCAUCUAUUGUGUUUAGUAAUGGCUUCCCAGUAAAACACCAGCUCGUUUAAUACUUAUAGUGUGAAAGUAGCUAACUACCCAGCAGGCUAGCUAUAUGCAUUUGUAACUAUUCCAAGGAAGACCCUGUAGUGUAAAGCUAAUCAUCUUCGGUAUCUAUGAAAUAAAGUAUUACGUAGAAUACAAUUAGUGAUAGUAGCAAACUAACAACCUAGCAAGCUUUUAUUUUAUUUUAUUUCAGGUACGAAGUAAAGUAAUAUGUUGAAUAAAAUAAGAGCGAUAGUAGCUAGCUAUUUAUUUUAGCUACUUGAAGGAUAAUCCCGCAGUGUACCACUAGCCGGUCACUAUAUUUAUUUGACAAUAAAAGAGAAAAAGCUACAAACUUGUCUAUCUUUCUAUUUGUAGCUACGCCAUGGUUGGCUAACCCUUGAUUAAUGCUAACCAGCUGUCUAUAUUUAAGAACGUCUUAUGUAUUACUUUAUUUAAUAGGGUUAUCUUGGCUAAAACUAACAACUUAGCUUUAACAACUUUUUUUUUUCUUUACACUACUCAAGAACAGCCCCUCAGUGUAUUUUAGCUGUUCCAAGGAUGACCACAUAGUGUACAGAAAAAAAAUGUAGCUAGCUUUUUAUUUUUAGCUUCACCAACUGACAACUACCCCAUGGUAUAAAACUAGCUGGCUAGUAUGUUUAAGGUCUUAUGUAUUUAUUUAGCAAUGACUGCAGCUAGUUAACAACCUAGCAGGCUAUUUAUUUUUAGCUACCCCAAUAACAACCCCUCAGUCUAAUGCUAGCAAUCCAAUGUACUAUUUAUUUGAUGUAUUACUAUAUUUCUCAAAGUGAUAAGUAUCUUGUUAGCUUUUUAUAUAGCCACUGUUUUAGCUUUUCCAAGGAUGACCCCUCAGUGUACCACUAACCAGCUACUAUAUUUUAUUUUGCAUGGUAGCUAUCCGACUGGAUAUAUUUAAUAACCUAUUGUGUAUUAUUAUUAUCUAAAGUGAUCAUUGCUAACUACCAAGCUAGCUAGAGAUUUAUUUUUGGGUACUGCAAUGACAACCCCACUGUUUACUGCUUGGAAAAACCAUGUAUUAAAUAUUCUAUUUCCCAGAUGAAGGGGGGACCCUGAUUGUAACCUCCAUUAGAAAGAUUUUUAAUGAUAUUUUAAUUUAAAUGGAAGAGAUUUAAACACACCAUCGGGGACUGGAACUGAUUAUCACUCAAUUAGACCUCAACUGAAACUGUUAAUUUCCCACCUCAGAGUCAGUGUAGAUGCAAAUGUGUAUAAACAUGCACAACAUUUUAUAAAUUAAGCUAGCCAAGGAUUUCAUGUUCUAUCCUUUUUACAUACUUUUUUUCUUCAAACAUCUAUUAAGCCUGGUCUUAAUCUUGUCUCUGCUGUUGAAUAAGAAGAGGUUUAAUCCUUGUAGAAUUGAUUCAUUUCAUCCAACAAUGAUUUUACAGCAAUCUGAAUUUUAUACUCUUCGUUUUUAUGAUUAUAUUUCAGCAGUAUUUUAUAUAAGCUAAAAUCCCAGUGUGAUCACGUUCCUCCUUUUACACUGUUCCUCCUCUGUCUGAUUUUUUUUUCUGUCCCACAAAACACACACACACACAUACUUGAACCUUAUUUUAUCCAUUAGGAUUUAAAGACAUUUUUUUUUUUGUAAUUUUUUUUUUUUUAAUCUUCCAUCCCCAGACCAUUGACUGUAUGUUGAUUUUAUAGUAUAUACAAUGAAUUCGUAUUAGCGUGCUAGCUAGCCUUGUGAAGGUGUACAUUCUGUAAAUAUCGACUUAUAUAAAAGUGCUACAUUUUGGAUUUUUUUUUUUUUUGUUGUGUUUUCUUAAAUGGCAUUGUAAAGAUUUUAGAGGAAACGCUGUUUAGAGACGCAGAUUAAUGUAUGUCACUGCAAGAAAUAACACCUUUAUUUGCAUUUUGUAGCUUGUGUUGUGUUUUAAUUCCAGCUUGUUGUGCAUUAGAAGAUAGAAUGGAACAUUUGAAACUGUAGUGAGUUUGUCUACCACUAGGGGGUGUUAACCAGCAAAAGGUUGUUCAAAGAAUAUAGCCGCUUAAAUUCGAAGUUUGCCAAAAUAUAUACCUUAAUUAAUAAUAAUAAUUUAUACGAUUAGUAAUAAACGUAGUCAGUCACUCAAGGUAUAUUUGAUGCCAAUUGGUAAUGCAUUUAUUUAUCUUUAAGUAAGGAAUAAACAACAGGCCAUACUCUUAGGAAAUUCAUUAACAUGCUACAUACCUACUGUACAUGCAUGUAUUUUAUUUCCCUUAUACCACAGCUAUUUGCUUUUGAUUACAAUUUUUUAUUAAUCAAGCAUUCAACAGCACUGUGGUAUGAUGUGGAACUAUUUGCCAAGUUAACUUAUAAUAUGCAGGGAAAAUAUAUGCUCCUCAUUU